Striga hermonthica is the source of this 2532-nucleotide messenger RNA. The record is from the annotation of a GenBank genome assembly. NCBI's taxonomy places the organism in Eukaryota, Viridiplantae, Streptophyta, Magnoliopsida, Lamiales, Orobanchaceae.
AUGGAUUCGAAAACCCUUCUCGAUUACGCACUGUUUCAACUCACCCCAACAAGAACAAGGUGCGAUCUUGUUGUGUUUUCGGGGAAGAAGAGUGAGAAAGUGGCAUCCGGGCUUGUCGACCCGUUCAUAGCCCACUUGAGAUUUGCGAGAGAUCAGAUUCCAAAAGGUGGCUAUUCGAUUACCCUUCGGCCGCCGGCCAAGGCCGAUGAUAUAUCAUGGUUCACAAAGGCCACAUUUCAGAGAUUCGUACGCUUCGUGAGCACCCCUGAAAUUCUCGAGCGGAUUGUACGAAUUGAAAGAGAAAUUUUGCAAAUUGAUAGUUCAAUUCAGACUACUGAUGUUCCAAGGUUGGAGGGGACAGGACAUUCCAGGGAAGAGAGCUUGUUGGCUGCCGAUGGGAAUAUAAGAAAGGGAAAUGGUUCCACAAAGUCAAUCUCUAAAGAAGAAGAUCAUGGGGCCGCACCUAGAGAAAAUUCAAGAGUUCGUCUCCAGCGUGUGAUGGAUACUAGGAAAGCAUUACUACAGAAAGAGCAAGCUAUGGCUUAUGCUCGUGCAGUCGUGGCAGGAUAUGAGAUCGACACCAUUGAUGAUCUCGUGUGCUUUGCUGAUGCAUUCGGUGCGUCACGUCUGAGAGACGCAUGCAUUGAUUUCAAGGAGCUUUACAAGAGAAAGCAUUCAGAUAACCAAUGGAUGGACGAAUUAGCUGCAGUACAAGCAUGCCCUGUGACUGACCUUUCCUAUGUGGGAGCAUCUGGAAUUAUGCUAACGGCUGAUAGUAUUAAUGGCAACAUGAAUCUACCCGACUCAUUUGCUACUCCAACCAAAGAAAAUAAUGGUGCAUCAACUGAACAAAAACCGAACACUCAACAGAUGCCGUGGAUGAACCAGAUUCCACCCUACAUGUACAACUUCCCGGGAUAUUACCCUUAUUACCCGGGCAAUGUGGGGUUGGCCUCACCAGGCGUUAUGGUGACAUCAAAGACUCACAAACCAUCUCGGAGAAAGGAGAAGUCUAUUGAUGAAAACGGCACAGAUGCCUCUGAAGAGGACGGACAAACUGAAUCGGGCAUGGGGACUGAUUCAGACGAGGCAAACCAGAACGAUAAGAUACUUUCUUCAAAGGGAAAGAAAUAUUCUAGCAAGAACAAGAGAAGGGGUUCGAAAACAGUCGUCAUUCGCAACAUAAACUACGUUACAUCCCAAAGGCGCAAUAAUGGGGAGGACAAUGAAAAUAGUGAAGAUUUUUCAGAAGGCGAUGAAGUUUCUAUUAGAGAAGGGGUUGACAAUGCAAUUGCAUCCCUAGAGAAGUACACACACUCGAAAGCACAUAAAAACAGAGGAAAACAGGAUAAUGAAUAUAGCAUCAAUUCAAAUACUUCUGAUGGAGGCAAUACAAAUAAUGCUUGGGAUGCUUUCCAGAAUCUUCUCUUAACUCAUGAAGAGUCUAAUUCCAGUGAAUUACCUAAGCAUAACCCUGGGGAAGAACAUUAUGGCAUGAAAAGCUCUAACGGAGGGCUUUUGAAAAAGACUAGCAGCGGUGUUGAUGAUUCUGUUCUUGUGGUUCAGAGAGAGGGGUCGAACGGCGGCCAAGGACUCACAGUUGAUUUUGCUAAAGGUGAAGAUAUUCACUUACGUACGAAGAGUAUUUCUGUUGAAGGCGAGAAUGCGUUGUUUUCAGAACAAUAUAGAGGAAGUAAUACAAUGUUGAAUUCUCCCGAUUUUUCCGCUGAGCAAACCACUGUCAAGAAUAGGAAAGAGAAAGAUUGGUUUAUUGUUAAUAGUUCAUCUGAAUAUUCAGAAGCACAAGGCAAAUGUUUGAACUAUGAAAAUGGCAUUUUUUGUAAAGAAACAACUAAGGGAACUCCCAUGAUCGACGAUUCGUUCAUUAUAGAGUCGAGACCAGCAGUUGACGAGCACUAUACGCCUCAUUGGACGACUGAAAUAAAUAUUGAUGCCAACGUCGAUAUGCCCAAGCCAGGAAAAGGUAGCCCGACUGUUUUAGGCUCCACCGAGCCUGAUGACCUCAGCAUGAUGCUUGUGAGAGAGUCACAGGAAUCUAACGCCUCAUGGACACCGGAAAUGGACUAUCAAGUUGAAAUUUCUUUUAACGAAGCUGAUAAAAAGCCUUCUGGUGUAGCAUCAAAUGGCCACACUGGAAAAAAUCCUGUGGUGAAUGGUAAAAAUGUCAAUGGCAAGAAAAAUGCGGGACCCACAAUGAAAAAGAUUGGGAGGGACUUGUCGAGAACUUUGUCGGGGACCCUCGCGAGGAGCAAAGUGGAUUCUGUUUCCAAGAGCAAGAAGAUGUCUCCAGCAAUGGCACAUAAAUACAAGCUGAUGAAGGAAGAAGAAGAGCGUAAGAGAAUGGAAGAAUUGCUCAUUCAACGUCAGAAGAGAAUUGCAGAAAGGACAGCUGCCAGCGGCUCGAAUUCCGCAGCAUGUAAGAAGUCCCCGGUCGGGAAUAAGUCAACCCCUCCAAAACCCGAGAAGAAGAGAUCUCCAUCCAUGGCUCAAAAAGUUAGGUCAAGCUACUAA